Messenger RNA from Danio rerio (zebrafish), 1243 nucleotides. The record is from RefSeq and is a predicted model, not a curated record. NCBI's taxonomy places the organism in Eukaryota, Metazoa, Chordata, Actinopteri, Cypriniformes, Danionidae.
AAACAUGAAGAUCCUGAGGAACAAACAGACCCGAUGCCAUUCAAACAGAAGAGUCAAGAUCAGAGUAAAAUGGAAAAGAAGGAUCAGUUUGAAGGAUGUCAUGACUUCAGAUCUGGGGGAGAAUCAGAACAGACAAAAACCUCCUCGCAAAAAACAGCCCAGAAGACCAAAUCUUUUACCUGCCAUCAGUGUGGAAAGAGUUUCAAGCGGAAACAAUGUGUUAUAGACCAUAUGAGGGUUCACACUGGAGAAAAGCCCUACCCUUGUCAAGAGUGUGGAAAAAGUUUCAAGUGGAAACAAUCUGUCAUAGACCAUAUGAGAGUUCACACCGGAGAAAAGCCUUACACUUGUCAACAGUGUGGAAAGAGUUUCGCUUGUAAACAAAACUUUAAACACCACAUGAAGAUGCACACUGGAGAAAAGCUUCACAUCUGCAAACACUGUGGAAAGAGUUUCACUUGGAAUCAGAACCUUCAUGAGCAUAUGAGGAUUCACACUGGAGAAAAGCCUUACACCUGCCAUGAGUGUGGGAAGAGUUUCACUCGGAAACAUAAGCUUAAAGAACAUAUGAAGGUUCACACUGGAGAAACGCCUUACACCUGCCAACAGUGUGGAAAGUCUUUCAAUCGGAAACAAAAACUUACAGACCAUAUAAAGGUUCACACUGGAGAAAAGCCUCACGCAUGUCAACACUGUGGGAAGUCUUUCAAUCGGAAACAAAAACUUAAAGACCACAUGAGGAUUCACACUGGAGAAAGGUCUUACGUCUGCCAUCAGUGUGGAACGAGUUUCACUUGGAAACAAAACCUUACAAACCACAUGAAGACUCACACUAUAGGAAAGCCUCACAUCUGCCCUCAGUGCGGAAAGAGCUUCACCCAGAAACAAACACUUACUGAGCAUAUGAGUACUCACACUGGAGAGCAGCGUUUCCCCUGUCAUAAGUGUGGAAAGAGUUUCAGUUGGAGAAAUGUCCUCGCACAACAUCUCAAGGUUCACACUGGAGAAAAACCGUAUGCUUGCCAACACUGUGGAAAGUGUUUCUCUACUAAAGGGAACAGUAGAAGACAUGAGUUAACUCACACUAAAACAAGCCUUACUCCUGGCAAGAGUUAAAAAGAAUUUAAAGCCUGGUUUAUUCUUCUGCGUCAAGUGACCGGCGUAACCCCACAGCCUGUAGCUGUGCAUUUAUACUUCUGCUGCUGUCUCUGUUGGUCUGCAUUAACACUUCCGAAACGCUAGU